Mytilus californianus (California mussel) is the source of this 974-nucleotide messenger RNA. Its product is annotated as proteasome subunit beta type-7-like. Gene Ontology annotation, cellular component: proteasome core complex. Bases 49 to 870 code for a protein of 273 amino acids. NCBI's taxonomy places the organism in Eukaryota, Metazoa, Mollusca, Bivalvia, Mytilida, Mytilidae. The record is from RefSeq and is a predicted model, not a curated record. Gene Ontology annotation, molecular function: threonine-type endopeptidase activity. The transcript has 8 exons.
UAUAAUGCAUAGAUUAAAACGCUGAAAGAUUCCAGAUAGAAAUAUUGGAUGAUGGCUGCCCUCACAGAGUUACCAACCGGUGGAUUUAAUUUUGACAAUUGCCAGAGAAAUUCAUUGCUUGAACAAAAAGGUAUUAAACCACCAACUGCUUAUAAGACAGGAACAACAAUCUGUGGUGUUAUUUAUAAGGAUGGUGUAGUACUAGGAGCAGAUACCAGAGCCACAGAAGAUACUGUUGUAGCUGACAAAAACUGCAGUAAAAUCCAUUACAUAUCACCAAAUAUAUAUUGUUGUGGAGCUGGAACUGCUGCUGAUACAGAAAUGACCACUAAUAUGAUUUCAUCUCAGCUUGAACUUCAUCGUCUUAAUACUAACAGAAUUCCUCGUGUGUGUACAGCCAAUCGUCUUCUCAAACAGAUGCUGUUUAGAUACCAUGGUCACAUCAGUGCUGCCCUGGUACUGGGAGGAGUUGACAGUACUGGACCACACUUAUACAGUGUAUACCCUCAUGGAUCUACAGACAAGUUACCCUAUGUUACAAUGGGUUCUGGAUCCCUUGCUGCUAUGGCUGUAUUUGAAGAUGGUUUUAAACCAAAUAUGGAGAAAGAAGAUGCAAUGAAGUUAGUAAGAAAUGCCAUUGCUGGUGGUAUCUUCAAUGAUUUAGGAUCUGGUAGCAAUAUUGACUUAUGUGUGAUCACUAAAGAUAAAGUAGAAUAUUUAAGACCUUAUGACGAAGCUAAUCUUAAAGGACAGAGACAAGGAGUAUAUAGAUACAAGAAAGGUACAACUGCAGUAUUGAAAACAACACAGAAGAAGCUGGAUUUUGAUGUUGUUAGAACAACUGUACGAGCUGAACCAAUGGAAACAUAAUAACAUUUAUUUCAAUUUAUUAUUUAAAAGUGCUGUCUGUUAUCAUCUUAGGAAUUGAACAUAUAUUUUGUGAUGAAUAAAAAUACAAUUCAUUUCAUUUUAAA